This is a messenger RNA of Stegastes partitus (bicolor damselfish), 2693 nucleotides long. RefSeq names its product prostaglandin E2 receptor EP1 subtype-like. The transcript has 2 exons. Gene Ontology annotation, biological process: inflammatory response; positive regulation of cytosolic calcium ion concentration; adenylate cyclase-activating G protein-coupled receptor signaling pathway. Gene Ontology annotation, molecular function: thromboxane receptor activity; prostaglandin E receptor activity. Gene Ontology annotation, cellular component: plasma membrane. The coding region runs from base 786 to 1925 and encodes 379 amino acids. NCBI's taxonomy places the organism in Eukaryota, Metazoa, Chordata, Actinopteri, Pomacentridae. The record is from RefSeq and is a predicted model, not a curated record.
UUGUGAUGAAAAAUGCUAAACAGUACACCCCAUUGCUUAACUCUAAUAUAUAAUUUAAUCAAAUGUCCUGUUUUUUUGGGGUGUUUUGCUGCGAGUCCUGUGUAUGAUCUGUGUUUGACCUCCUCAUCAGAGUUCACUUUGCAGCACUGCAGGUUUGACAGCUGUCUCAGUAAAUGCCUUCAUGGCUUCUAGUUGCUGAAACGCUUUCAUUUAUCCUGUCUGUCUGGACGCCACACAAAGGCAUCCAGCCAUCAAGUCAGGUUGAGAAGACAAAUUAUUAAACAAUCGUCUUGUCAGAUCUUCAGUGAUCUGUAAAGAAUUUGCAGGAGUAGCUUAUAUGUGUUCAAAUCUUUUACUUUAUCUUAAGUCCUCAAACCAUGAUCUUAAAAGACGAAAGGUAUACAUUUCGGGGAAAACCAGAGAUUGUUGGUAAAGUGUUGCGUCACAUUCGCCUCCUGCAGCUUUAGUGCUCCUUGUCACAGAUUCUGUGUGAACUCUGCUCCAGAAAUGAAAAGCAUUCUUCCAAAAGUAAUUCACUCAUUUGGUGUUUUGAUGAUGGUGCAACAGAGCGCUGACACAAUCUCACACAGCAACAACUGGGUUGAGAUCACAUUUUACGUAGAUUUUGUACGUGUAUGUGUAACUUUUACUGUAAAUUGUUCUUUUAGUCUAAGUAGAUCAACAGAAUUGUAUUUUAAUCCAGACAUUAGCGGAUUAAUUAAUCACAUCUUCUUCUUCUUGCAGCCUCCCUUCGCUAUGGACCUCUUGACCUGCAGACUUCAGAGAUGUUAGCUUUGAGCCACUACAACUCCUCAGCCUCCCCGUUCCUCCCUCGUCUGGCUAAUGACAGUGGAGGGACGGUGGAGGUCAGUGUGGCUGUUGAGGGGCUGUCGCAGCAGGGAAACUUCACGUUUGUGGAGCCGACCACCAGCGGCAUCAUUGCCGUCGUCCUGUCCAUGACACUGGGCAUCAUUUCCAAUAUUGUGGCUCUUUUCAUCCUGGUUAACGCCUACUCCCUCCAGCGCCGGCGCUCCAAAGCUACAUUCCUUCUAUUUGCCACUUCACUGGUGAUCACAGACUUCAUUGGCCAUGCGAUUCCUGGAGCCCUGGUUCUGCGACUCUACCUCUCCGGAGGUGUGAGUCCUGAAGACUUUGACUCCUCUGAUGGCAUGUGCCAGUUCCUGGGUGGCAGCAUGGUGUUCUUCGGCCUUUGCCCGCUCUUCAUGGGUUGCGCCAUGGCUGCUGAGAGAUGUCUGGGUGUUACUAAACCACUGCUGCACUCAUCUCUAGUCACCAAAACACGCACAAAGAUCUGCUUGGCUGUGAUCUGGCUGCUGGCUUUGUGCGUAGCCUUGCUGCCCUGCCUCCAGCUGGGCUCUUAUACCUACCAGGACCCAGGGACCUGGUGUUUCAUCAACGUGCUCAGUGACACUGAGGAGGUGGACGUGGUUUUUGUGGUGCUGUUCUCUGGACUCGGUCUGACCUCACUAGCUGUGGCGCUGGUGUGUAACACCAUCAGUGGACUGACACUGGUUCUGGCCCGGCUCAGGAGGCAGCCUGGUUGCCAUCACUCAGCAAAGUCCCAUGACAUAGAGAUGGUGGUGCAGCUGGUUGGCAUCAUGGUCUCCUCAUGCAUCUGCUGGAGCCCUCUGCUGAUCUUUGGCCUGAUGUCCGUGAUCCACUCCUACACAGGAACCAUUGGGGAUAACCUGUUGAACUAUAAAACCUUGAUGGUGAUGGGAGUGAGGCUAGCUGCGUGGAACCAGAUCCUCGACCCCUGGGUCUAUAUCCUGCUGCGCCGCACAGUGCUCCGCAAAAUCUACCUCAUCGCUAAGUGCCAGGCGGGCCUGCGGGGAACUAUACUGGGCCGCUGGGAGCCGACCUCUUUCCCCAGCUCAGAGAAGAACGAAGUCAACCAAGUCUGAACUGAGAAAUGGAUGAAAUUGGUACCAGGUCAUACAAAGAACUUUGUGUGCAAAGACUUUUGGAAAAGGAGACCUGCAUAGAAGCAGGAGAAAAGAACAAAUGUUGCAGCUGUGUUGGUCCCUGUCCAGAAAUGCUUCAUGGUUUGAUCAAAUCUUUUUUUUUUCUUCCAUCACACAGCAUCGAAGAGGAGUUCAUUGUCUGACCUUAAAAAUGGAAGCUAGCUAAUGCUAUGAUUUUGCACAAGAGAUCAUAAAUGUUCUACUGUUUACUUAACAAACGUGAACAUUCCUUAAUAUUAUAUUUUUAUUAUGAAACUCAUAACAAAAGUCAAAGCUGUCGUCCACAGUGUAGUAAUGCAGUAAUAAGCAUGCGACUCAAAGGUUAGCACGAGUGAUACUUAAAGAGUUUAUUUUCUGGUGUCAUGUUCCCAUUUUCACCAGCUUUGAAAGUAAGACUAGGUAGAAAUUGCACAGUGAUUUGCUCUCAUAUUAAACUGUGGCAGAAGAACUGAGCUCCAGAGUAAACCCAAAAGUAUUUAGAGGUUAUUUCUAUUGUUAUUCUGCUGAAUGUACGUCAUUAAGGAAUGUUAAUAUUCAAAUACUGUGGACUUUGUGUACGUUUGAGUUUAUACAUGCUUUGAUGUGUUUAUAUAGUGCUUUAUGUGAAAUAAUGUAACAUUUUAUAAGUUAUUACUUGAACUGUACCCUCAGUUUACUGAGGAUAUCUAAAGAAAUUUAAACUGAAUGUAAAUAAAACAAUGCAAUGUG